Molecule: messenger RNA, 678 nt
Organism: Nakaseomyces glabratus
Lineage: Eukaryota; Fungi; Ascomycota; Saccharomycetes; Saccharomycetales; Saccharomycetaceae
Gene: RTR1
Product: RNA polymerase II subunit B1 CTD phosphatase RTR1
Cellular component (GO): cytoplasm; nucleus
Molecular function (GO): RNA polymerase II CTD heptapeptide repeat phosphatase activity; RNA polymerase core enzyme binding
Source: RefSeq, a predicted model, not a curated record
AUGAUAUCGAAGCAGGAUGUGUGUGAAAUGCUAAGGCCGUUUCAGAAACAUAGACAGUUGUCAAUAAGGGAAGGCGAGGUUAUCUCUCUCGAGAUACUGACGUUGCUAUGUGAUGAUUACUGUGGUGACGAGGGAACUUUGAAAUACUUAGCGAGGCUAAUGACUCCAGAACUUUAUGCUGAUCUGGUUGACGAGCGCAACUUGAAUCAAAGGUGUGGUUACCCAUUGUGCUCGGGAGCACCUGAGAGAAUACGGGAUCCGUUUUCAGUGGACCAAGUUACUAAGCAGUUUCUGUGGGAGAACAAUCCCUAUGCAUAUUUAUCAAAAUACUGUAAUAAGUUUCACUUCAGAUGUUCACAGUUCUUUCAGGUACAAUUGUCUGAAGAGGCCAUUUUCGCUAGGACAGGCGUGCACCUGCUAGAAGACACACAAGAAAUGAGACAGACUCAAGAUGACAAAUUUAAUGUUACGUUAUUUGAAGAGCUUUUGAGAGAAAAAGCUUCAGAAGAGGAUAUCAAAUCACUUGUAGCAGGGCUCAAGAGGCUUGGUUUGGAUGCUUCACAGGACGGUGAAGAUGGGGAUGAACAAUUAGAGGUAGAUCUCUCAAAAUGGCUUGAACAAAUAAAAAUUGUGGAAAAUAAGGACCCGCCUAUGCUUGGUGACCUAGUAAAGGACUAA